AUGGCAGUCUCCAUCAAGGGCAUGCGGAUACGGGCCAUGUGCUUUUUAGAGCCUCCGAAAAGACAGGAGCCACAAAAGUCUGGUAGCUACCUGCUGGCCAAGCACGUACACACCCCCUCGGGGGAUAUCUGCGAGCCCGGUCCCAUCCACAGGACCACACCACCACCACCACCAUUACACUACACCACUGCGUCUAGUGUGGGGAACCCUAAACGUCGACUAACACCUUCUUCAAUGCAAAGGGAGCGCAAGGGCAUGGGAGCGGCGCUGCAGACGGAAACUCUGUGCAAAACUCUUGCCGUCCUGACCCUCCGACUGUGCAACCAAUUCUUGGAGGGGCUGUUGGCUGCCAAAUGUUUCCUCCCCCCCUUCCUUGUCAACCCUGAGCUAGCUACCCGACUUCCAUUCUUCUCCAGUGCCUGGAUCCAAGGUGUUUCGGGUCCCAUCAAACUGUCUGUGGGACUGUCAGUGCGAGUCUCAAACGUCGAUCCCUUCGAUAAGCUUGUCCGCGCCCGCGGCGUGGGGCAGAUAUUCGCUUGUGCCGAGCUGUCUGGAGAACAUAAGGUGGCGGGCCACCCGUCUAGCUCGCCUGGCUGCUGGUUCCGAACCUUCUUCGCCCUAUAG
Molecule: messenger RNA, 624 nt
Organism: Podospora pseudopauciseta
Lineage: Eukaryota; Fungi; Ascomycota; Sordariomycetes; Sordariales; Podosporaceae
Exons: 3
Coding region: 1-624 (207 amino acids)
Source: RefSeq, a predicted model, not a curated record